This is a messenger RNA of Amphibalanus amphitrite, 3337 nucleotides long. Its product is annotated as DNA-binding protein SMUBP-2-like. Gene Ontology annotation, molecular function: 5'-3' DNA helicase activity. Bases 390 to 2615 code for a protein of 741 amino acids. Lineage: Eukaryota; Metazoa; Arthropoda; Thecostraca; Balanomorpha; Balanidae. The record is from RefSeq and is a predicted model, not a curated record. The transcript has 3 exons.
GGACUGCGGAGUCCUGGCGCGCGCUGCUACCAGCCCCCCAGUCCCGAACUCCCGACAGACAGUGAUAGGGUGGCGGGUGACCGUUGUCCCGGAGUAGACGCCGACCUUCUACCGAUAGGACUAGCACCCCUCCUCGUGCACGGGCCGUUUCAGGUGUGCGCUGAACAGCUGGGGUGCCUUUCAGUGAAUCACAGAUAUCGCGCCAUGACGUGGCCGUUAUCAGUGCCGCCGUGACGGCAACGGUCAGCGAGAUAAAAAGAACCCGGAAUUGUUGCAAAUAGCUCCAGUUACCGACAGUGACUGGCAGGGGAAAGAAGUGUAGUCAAUGCAUCUUAAAAAGUGCGUUUCUUUUUCACUGAGCGAUGUGACAUUCGGAAGUUUUGCUAGUUAUGGAAGACGGGGGCUGGACCGUAGUGCAACGGCGGCGCAAACGCAUCCAAACAAGUGCCGGAGAUGCCAGAACCAGCAAGUCGACUGAUCCGAAGAAGAACGAACCAUACAAUGGCUCAACCUCAUCAAAGGGCUUUCGAUCCACCAAGAGCCAACCGGACCCCAAAGCACGGCUCGUGGCCGGGAAGAAUCCUACAGCUGCCUCUUCUCGCGGGAUACGCUGUGCCGUAUGUGGUGAUUUCAACUGUAUUUCCCAGCUCUCACCCCGCGAGGUCCUGCUUCGACUGCCACCAACGGCACCAAGUCAGCCAGAAUCGUCUGUAAGUGAAAAGUCGCUGUCGUCUCCGCUCACCUGCGAGGAGCUGAAGCGGCUGCAUCUGCCCCUGCUGGAUCUGGAGCAUGGUGCCGAGCUUGCCCGUCACAUAGAGAUGGCCGAGUUUGGCCGGCUGGAGGGCCUGCUGGUGGACGGUACGGAGCUGACGCCCCACGGACUGCGGCUGUGGGUGCUCCGCCCGGCCGGCAGCACCAGGGACAGGUCGGGCGUGCACGAGACGCUGCUGCCCAAGCACAACAUCCGCUCCCGCGAGCCAAUAGAGGUGACCAGAGACAAAGAGGACCGAGAGGAACUUGAAGCGGCAAGCCAACUGGCCGUGGUGUACCGGGUCACCGACUACGAGCUCAUGAUCGUUAUGGAAAGGGGUGGCAAACUCACUCGGGGAAAGGUGGUGAACAUCGAAAGAGUGGACCUAGAUGAUAUGUACAGGAAGAUGCGUAACAUCGUGCGAGGACUGGACGAGAUCUCUGGAAGAGCUAUUCGACUGCGAGCAGUUCUGUUUGGUGAGCGGCCAGUAGAAUGCGCGGAUAAACUACCGGCGAAAAUCGUCAACGCAAACGGAAAGCUGGACUUCUACAACACCGGGCUUAACCAGCUGCAGCGCGACGCGGUGGAGUUCGCUGUCCGUCAGAAGCAUCUGGCCGUCAUCCACGGUCCUCCCGGGACCGGAAAGACCACCACCAUUGUCGAGAUAAUCCUGCAGCAUCUGAAGUUGGGCUGUCGCAUUCUGGCGUGCGCCCACGCCAACACGGCCGUGGACAACAUGCUCGAACGACUAGCUGAGAAAAACUCACGCCACAACCUUGAACUCAGUAUGGUACGUCUCGGACAUCCAGCCCGCAUCAGGGAACCACUUCUUGACUUUUGGCUAGAUAAAGUGGCCGGUACUCUCGAUGAUGACGUAAGUCACCACCAUGACAAAAAGCGGUCUCCUUCUGACGACAAAGCACUACAGAAACUCCUCAUAGAGGAGUCCAAAGUUGUCCUCUGCACACUGGCCAGUACGAGUGAAGAGGGCCUGCUGGAAGCACCCGGGCACCUGGGCCUGGGGGCGUUUGACCUGGUGGUGAUUGACGAGUGCUCCCAGUCGGUGGAGGCUGCCUGCUGGCUAGCGGCGCAGAGGACCGGGAAGCUGCUGCUGGCCGGCGACCACCGCCAGCUGCCUCCGACCAUCAUCAGCAAGCCGGCGGCGAACCUCGGCCUGGAAGUCUCCCUGAUGGAGCGUCAGGUGAUCCUGCACGGGGAGAAGGCGGUGCGCAUGCUCUGCACCCAGUACCGGAUGCACGAGCUGAUCCAGCAGUGGCCGUCGCAGCAGCACUACGACGGCCGUCUGGAGGCGGCGCCGGCCGUGCGCCACCACCGUCUGACCGAUCUGCCCGGCGUACGCCUCACGGAGGACACAGCUCCCACCUUGCUGCUCGUCGACACGGCCGGCUGCGGGCUCAGCGAGGCCAGACCCGACGAGGCCCACUCGAGAAGCAACCCCGGGGAGGCCGACAUUGUGGUGGCGCACGUGGAGGCUCUGGUACGUGCCGGCGUGUCCCAGGACCAGAUAGGCGUCAUCACACCAUACUGCGCCCAGAUCACCCGAGUGCGCGACGGCCUAAGGCUCCGCCGACUGAAGGAGGUCGACGUUUACACGGUGGACGGUUUCCAGGGACGCGAAAAGGAAGCCAUCGUCGUAUCGUUGGUCAUAUCCAAGAAGUCAGGCCUGAGCUUCGUGACAGACACGCGCCGCAUCAACGUGGCCAUCACUCGCGCCCGGCGACAGCUGGUGAUCGUCUGCGACACGAAGAUCUUGGGCAGAGACGACGACGCGCGGUCGUUGCUAGAGUACAUGCGGCAAAAUGGCGAGGUUAGGUCGCCACGGUACUGCAGGGAUGGGCCCUAGAACCCGAAAAUACGGAGGAAAGUAAUAAUGACGUUUGCAUAGUAUCGCAAAUUUUUAAUUGUAAAACUUCGAUCAGACGUCUCACAUGUAAUAUCCCUAAUUCAACCAUCGUUUUACACAUCACCGAUCGCGGCCUUUUGACGACCCUGGAACCUGCCACAAACGCCGACAAGCUGCUUCUGGACAUGUCGACCACGGCCUGGAGGAAGGCGGUCUGCAGAAUUGGAAGUUGUAUCUUUCAAGGGCUCGUGACUGUAUGGCGACCCAAUUCACUAGAAAUCACCUGCCCCAAGAACUUGUCACUCCCAUUCGAAGCGCAGAGAAUAGUGGCGGCGCAACGCCUUUAAUUAAGGGAGGGGGAGGGCACUGCCGACUUUUGGCCCCAUUCUUUCCAUGCAACGCCAAUAGGGCUAAUGUUAAAAUGACAAAAUCAAAGGGGGGAGGCACGUUGCCCCGGUGCCCUCCCCGUUCCGCCGCCUAUGGCAUAUAACAUAUCCGUUUAGAUACCUUGUUGUCGAUUGAAGUCGAUUGAAGCCGGAAUUUGGUAUGGAAAAACAGAGUGGUUCUAAACGGUUUACGCUACGUUAACGGUACCGGUCUUGCCUUUGAUGAUGUGUGGCCUUUGAUCACUCAUCAUCAUUCUCAGGAAGCUGGGAACAACUGAAAAGCGGGAACUGAGUGUACCAAUACAAAUGGAACCAUAAUAUACCAUCACAAAUCAA